AUGAAAAAGCCACCAAGAUGUGAUAUUUGUGGGAAGGUUUUCUCUCGCCGGGACAACAUGGAGAGACACAAAAAUCGCCACCUUCAUCGGGAAGUUUACCCCUGUGACCUGUGCGGCCGCCCCUUCUCUCAAAAGUCGUACCUGAAGUUGCACAAAAGAAUCCAUAGUGGAGAGCGGCCAUUUGGCUGCAAUAUCUGCGGACAUGCAUUUUCACGUAACGACCAUCUAGUAAUCCAUAUUCGUGGACACCAAGGACUAAAACUUUUCAAAUGUGAGGUGUGUGGCAAGUCUUUCUCUCGGCGUUCAUAUCUGACUGUCCAUGAGCGGAUCCACACUGGUAAACGGCCCUACCGAUGCCAUGUGUGCGGCUGUGCCUUCUACCGUGGAGACCACCUUGUACGGCACAGACGGAAACAGCAUGGCGAGGAACCAGUGCCUGCUACAACGACUAUGUAUGUGACCACUGCAACUACAGCUGCAGAUGGGACGCAAACAAUUUAUGCACAGACAAAUCCCCAGCUAGAAACUCAUCUACAGCCUGUAAAUAUCCAAGUGCAGAUAGAUGGCCAAGAGCUCAAAUGUAAUGAUUUUAUCAUCAGUAACAUCACCAGCGGUAAUAACGUUGAACAAGUUACCACCGAUGGUGUGAUUCAGGCCAGCUGCAGCGGAUGUAACAGUGGUUGCACUGGUAUCAACUGUUGUGAUGAGCAGGAGCAGCAGCAGGUUUUGGCUGUUGCUGGAGCCGUGGCAAAGAUUGAGGAGCAGCAGGAACCUCCAAAGGUUUUUGACAAUGCCUUACCUUCUAACAUAGUGGUAAUGCAACCAGCAGAUGUGAGUAGGUUGGUAGUUCAACAAACUCCACCUCAGCCCACGCCACCAGCAACACUGCCAUUCAAGUGUGACUAUUGUGGUAAAACGUUCUCACGCAGGGACAAUCUGGAGAGGCAUAAGACCACCCACCUUGACGAGAAGCUCUUCAAGUGCAGUGUAUGCAGUAAAGCAUUCUCUCGAAAGUCUUACUUGACAGUACAUCAACGCAUUCACACUGGUGAGCGACCAUUUAAAUGUGAUACCUGUGGACAUACAUUUUCAAGGAAAGACCACUUGCUGAAACACCAGCGGACAAAAGAAGGGGAACGGAAAUUGAACUGUGCUGGAAGUACCUCACAACAACAACAACAACAGCAGCAGCAGCAGUUGCAGCAGCAGCUGCAACAGCAACAACUACAGCAACCUCAAACCCAAUUGGUUACCCUGACAGCAAAAGAUAUAGCUGUAACCAACCAGCCGACAAUGAUAACCCUUUCACACCCGGCUGGUAUUACUACAGACAACAAUAAUAUUGCUGUGGCAACCCAUCAUGGGGUUGCAGCCCCCAAAACGCAGGUGUAUCACACUAUAGCAAAGAUGGGGCCUGGUACUGCCACAGCUGUGCCUGUAUUUCCAACAACCAUUGAAAUAUCACCAGCAACAACACAGAUCUUUCCAACAAUACAGAUGUAUACAACUGCACAACUAAAUGUUCCACAGGCAAGAGCAAGAGACACUUCCUGGUGA
Messenger RNA from Acanthosepion pharaonis, 1557 nucleotides. The record is from the annotation of a GenBank genome assembly. Lineage: Eukaryota; Metazoa; Mollusca; Cephalopoda; Sepiida; Sepiidae.